Solenopsis invicta (red fire ant) is the source of this 2942-nucleotide messenger RNA. Its product is annotated as protein yellow. Lineage: Eukaryota; Metazoa; Arthropoda; Insecta; Hymenoptera; Formicidae. Gene Ontology annotation, cellular component: extracellular region. Bases 981 to 2303 code for a protein of 440 amino acids. The record is from RefSeq and is a predicted model, not a curated record. The transcript has 7 exons.
ACUUCACUCGCGUACCAUGACCUCAAACGACAAUCUUAUCUUCGACACGACAGCCGGCUAGGCAACCACCUCCCUUUGACGUUUCUGUUUCGGUGAAGCGGAGAUGCUCGGACGCGAACGCGUGAAAAGUAACGCGCCACCUUGAGAAAUCUCGCAGUCGUCUCACAGUCGUCUCGUAGUUCGGACCCAAGACCUACCUGUUCCCUUGAAUAUCGUUAUUCGUUUAUAUUGAAAUACAUUAAAUAACCAGUUGCGUGGAGAAAAGAGUGGAGACACUCGACAGAGACUGCCGCGCUUGCUGCACGUCAAGUUUCGUGCCGCGACUUAUACGACUUACGUCGAAGAAAACUGAAGACAAGGGAAAACUACUGGAAGAUAAGCACGGAAGGUAUCUCGUUAUCGUUGACAACCACAAAAACUCGAGUAUUAACGUCCGGAAAACGGGAAAACUAGGAAAGAAAAGCGUCUUGUUCAAUAUUAAUCGUUUAAUGCUAGCGAACAUAACAACCGCCUCCGAACUAGUCUAUCCGUGACAGUGAAAGUGCUGAGGAAAGAAAGAAAAAAGACCGGCCGCCUCUUUAACGAUACUCGUAUUUACGAAAGAGCGGGCAAGAACGUCGUUGCGAGUCGGUAAACCUUGGUCGAAUUUGAAAACGGAGAAACGCGUGUAGAAGCUGCAUCGUAUUGUUAUUGUGUGUCACGGUUACGAAGAAUUGUGUAAAAUUCCUUGACAAAUUUGUCACUGAAGAUAAAACUAUAAUAUGAUGUCAAAGAGCAAUUUCUGCAGUGAAAGUCAAUAAGGUUAGAAAGUGGGGUAAUUUAACUAAUUUCUACACUAAUCACUCGUACUUGGAGCACGCAUAAAUACAUUUGACAUUUGACAUUUAAUUUCUGAUUACAUUUGGUUUUAAAUACGCAACUGUCUGAACGUGUUCUGUCUUGAGAUAUAUACAUAUUCUAAUUAAUUAGCAAGAUUUAUUAUGAAGCUUGACUCACUAAUCCAGAUGCUAUACCGUUUCAUUAUACCGUUCUUGCUUUUAAAAGGAUGCAACAGCAUUCAAAAAUUGCAGCCUUUACAUUCUUGGAAGCAAUUAGAAUUUACCUUCCCAAAUGAGCAUGCGAAAGAGCAAGCUAUACAAGAGGGCCAUUAUAUUCCUGGAGCACCAGUACCAAUCGACGUGGAUUUCUAUCACAAAGCUAAACAAGGAUCUGUGGUCUUUAUUACAAUACCAAGGAUUCAAAACGGGGUUCCAGUCACUCUCGGUUAUGUCACGGAUGGUGUUUCUUCUCAGGGAAAUCCGUUAAUUGCACCUUAUCCAAACUGGGAAUGGAACAGAUUGGGAAAUUGUGACGCGAUGACUAGUGUGUUUAGAGUGCAGGUGGACUCGCGCGACAGGUUGUGGGUCAUCGACACCGGCAAACUCGAAGAACGGCAGAUCUGCCGUCCUCAAUUACUGUCGUUCUCGCUGCGAACAAAUACGGUUUUAAGCCAAUACAAAUUCCCGAAAGAACAAUUCAAGGAGAAUUCUUUGUUCGUAACAAUCGCAGUCGACAUCCGCAACAACUGCCAUAAGUGCGAAGACACGUUCGUUUACAUCGCUGAUGUAACUGGCUUCGGAUUACUCGUCUACGAUCAUCGCAACUCUCGCUCUUGGAGAAUUGACAAUAAACUGUUUUAUCCCUAUCCUGCCCAUGGAACGUUCAACAUCAAGGGCGACACGUUCGAUCUUAUGGACGGCAUUUUGGGGCUUGCCUUGAGUCCCUUGAAGCAAGACGGUGACAGAAUUUUAUACUUCCAUUCUUUGGCCAGUACAACCGAAAGUUGGGUACCUACUUCUACGAUCAGGAAUCACAGCCUCUUUGCAGAGCAUUCCGACUCUGCGCCAAGGUCGUUCCGACCAUUUGCUUUGCAAAGGUCAUCGCAGUCAGCCGCUCAAGCCAUGGAUGAUAGGGGGGUUCUCUUCUUUGGUCUUCUACCAGAUCUCGCUAUAGGAUGUUGGAACAGUAUUACUCAUCCCGAAUACGGUGGUAUCAAUAACGAAGUUGUUGUCGUCAAUCCCGAUACGCUGCAAUUUCCAUCUGGAAUGAAGAUUAUCACUGCGAAAAACGGCCGUCAAGAGCUGUGGGUUCUCACAUCGUCGUUCCAAAAAUUUAUGACUGGAACUAUGAACUCGAACGAGACGAACUUCCGGAUACAGGCCGGUUACGUGGACGAGCUCAUUCGCGGUACCAAGUGUUACAGUCCUCAUAUGCACCUUGACCGCAAUCGCGGCUACGGGUCAAGUUCAUCAAUCGCGAAAUGAAGAUCGUGGCACCGCGGGGAGUUCGACGAUUCGCGUUUCCAGACGUCCGUCCGUCGGUGGCACAAGUAUCCGAAUUUCUUCGCGGAGUACCACUCCCCAUUCUCCAUUCCGCCAUCGUAUUCAUUCCCAAGAAUUUUUACCAGGCCAUCUUUCUAUCGUUCUAUUCACGAUCCUUGGAUCGUGAGAUCGAGCUACAAUUACAGACCAGCCGAUUACACCAUCUUUAUUGAUCACAAUUGAAGAACGCGCGAUACUACAUGUACCUUGAUAUUCCUGACGCAAAGGACGUCUCGCUCCCCUCCAUAAUAAGAUUCUCAAGAUUUUGUUGAAUUUAACAGUUCAAGAAGCCAUGGAGCUACUCGUGGUGCCAAUUAAGCUUUACAAUAGCCUGUUUACAAUAGUUUAUUCUAGUGCUGUGGUAUAGUAAAUCUAUUUCGAUUCAUCGGAAAUAAUCAACGAAUAAAAUAUAUUACCGUUCCUAAUGUAAUAUAAUCAAUAUUUUGUUUAAUUUUAUUGACAAUAGUGGACAACAGCGUUGGAACGCGCGUGCAUUUUUCUGUUUUGCAUCUCAUUUUGUGUAUUUUAUGUAUAUUCUUCUGCAAUAAAUACUAUUACUAUUAUUGUGUUACUGUUAAAAAA